AUGAAGGGUUCGGUUCUGUCUACAGUCCUCGCUCUGGCGCCCGCCGCGCUCGCGGCCUGGCCAGAGGCUGAAGGCAAGACCAUCAAGUACACGUCGGUUCCUGGAUAUUUCCUCCAGGACGACAACAGCACCAACCCGACGGGCUUCGACUAUGCCUCGGUCAACUUUGGGCUGCUCAACAGGACCUACCCGACCGACGUGCACUUCGACCGUAACGGCACCAAGACCCAGUGGCAGCGCUUCGAGCACUGGGUUCAGUACCUGACCUCGGGCUGCCGCAAGACCGACACCGUCUCGUACAAGGUGCUCUUCAUGGGACGCCACGGCGAGGGCUGGCACAACGCUGCCGAGACCUUCUACGGCACCCCCGCAUGGAACUGCUACUGGGCCGAGCAGGACGGCAACGGCACCGCCGUCUGGGCCGACCCUCUCUUGACCCCGGCCGGCGAGGCAGAGGCGUACAAGGCGAACGCCUACUUCAAGGACCGAUAUGAGACGCAGAAGAUGCCCUACUUCGAGUCCUACUACUCGAGCCCUCUGACCCGCUGCACGGUCACCGCCAACAUCACCUUUGGCGACAUCCCUCUGCCCGAGGACAGGCCCUUCACGCCGACCAUCAAGGAGGGCUUCCGCGAGGGCAUGACGGUGCACCGAUGCAACUGGCGCUCCAACAAGACGUACAUCGAGGACAUGUUCCCCACGUUCGAGUUCGAGGCGGGCUUCACCGAGUACGACGAGCUGUGGCGCCGCAACGAGAGCGAGACGACCGAGGCGCAGAACGCGCGCUCCAAGGCCGUCCUCGACGACGUCUUCCGCACCGACGACAAGACCUGGCUCAGCAUCACCAGCCACUCGGGCGAGAUCACCAGCCUGCUCAGGGCCCUCAACCACCGCGCCUUCCGUCUGUCGACGGGCCAGGUCAUCCCCGUCUUUGUCAAGGCCGAGGUCAUCGAGCCGCAGCCGGAGCCGACUUUUGCCGCCCACGAGCCGUACCCGACUUGCACGAGCCCGCCGGUGACUAGCAACGCCGCCGAUGGGUGCGUGUGUUCGACGGCUACGACGGCGCUCCUCCCGGCCGCCACGCUCAUGGCCAUGUAG
Messenger RNA from Colletotrichum karsti, 1098 nucleotides. Its product is annotated as GPI anchored protein. Bases 1 to 1098 code for a protein of 365 amino acids. NCBI's taxonomy places the organism in Eukaryota, Fungi, Ascomycota, Sordariomycetes, Glomerellales, Glomerellaceae. The transcript has 3 exons. Gene Ontology annotation, cellular component: cytoplasm. Gene Ontology annotation, molecular function: phosphatase activity. The record is from RefSeq and is a predicted model, not a curated record.